AUGGCCAGUACUAGUUCUAGUCUUACAGUAAAUACUCUCUUUUUCCUUCUCUUCCUUCUGUUCACCACCACGACCUCCACCACUCACCAACGUCACCUCCUCCACCAACCCUUUUUCCCACUAACCACCGCCAUUCCACCGACACAACCUCCCUCUUUGUCUCCUCAAACCCAACCCAAAUACCCUUUCACUUCCACCCCAAGCAAAAACAAUAAUCUACAAAAGCCCUUUUUCCCUACCCUCCCUUCACCUCCACCACCUCCUCCCACUUCCACACUUGCUACUUUCCCUGCCAACAUCUCCUCCCUCCUCCUCCCUCACCGCUCCUCCUCUCCUCACCACAACCUCAUUAUCUCCAUCUCCAUCUCCCUUUCCCUCCUUUUCGCUGCUCUUUUAGCUUUACUUUCAGCCUUUUUCAUCUAUUCUCGCAGGAGAACCCAGCCUUUUAGUCCUCAAAAGGGUUCAAGAUCAGAAAGUCUCCGCCUUUACCCCCAAAACACUAUCCCAUCAGAUGGUUCUCCAAAGAUUCCAAAGCUCCCACACCGUCCUGGUGUCGUAAGCACAAGCUCAGAGUUUCUUUACCUGGGCACAUUAGUGAACUCUCGAGCUGGCAUCGAUGAUCAAGACAAGCCAACUUCAACCAGCAAUGCUGUUCUUAAAACUGGUGUUUCAUCAUCAUCCUCUUCACAUUAUCAAAAACUUGGGUCACCUGAGCUGAGGCCAUUGCCACCAUUGCCUAGACAUAAUUACACACCAACUUAUAGAAGUGGUGAAGUUCUUGUUAGUUCAAGUAAAGAAGAUGAAGUUGAUAGUGAUAUCGAGGAGGAAGAGUUCUUUUCACCUAGAGGGUCUUCUGGGCGGAAAGAGGCUAAUCAUGAGAUACCGGUUCGUGUUGAUUCAAGUUCUAGAAGAGUGAUUCAAGGUAUUCAAGGAGAGAUUUUUGGGUCUAGAAGUUUUAAUUCAAGGACUGCUUCGUAUCCAUUAUCAAAUUCUUUUUCUCCAUCAAAAUCUGUUUCCAGCAGUGUGUCUCCAGUGUCUAAUUCUAGCCAUAGAAGUGGAAAAUCCCAGUCUCCUGAUACGAUUAUUAAUUUUCUUGCUCCAGUUCAGUACAUUAAGCAAUCAUCGCCGUCCAUUUCUCCAUCAUCAUCUGGGAGAAAUUCAGGGGAGACGCCGAAUUCUCAGGAUCGAAAUUCGGGUUUUCCAGGACAGAAUGAGCAGGUUCCAGAGAGUGUUGGUAAACAAUUUGUUCCACUAAAACUGCCGCCGCCUCCACCUCCACCUCCACCAUCUCGAUUUUGGGAGAUGCCAGUGGGGUGA
Molecule: messenger RNA, 1317 nt
Organism: Populus euphratica (Euphrates poplar)
Lineage: Eukaryota; Viridiplantae; Streptophyta; Magnoliopsida; Malpighiales; Salicaceae
Product: formin-like protein 2
Exons: 1
Coding region: 1-1317 (438 amino acids)
Biological process (GO): actin cytoskeleton organization; actin nucleation
Molecular function (GO): actin filament binding
Source: RefSeq, a predicted model, not a curated record